GCUAAUAGUUGUGGGAUAAGCAUGAAGAAGAGGCAAAAAACAGGUAAUAAGCUUUCUGGGUAAAUAUUAUAUUAUCAUAAUAAUAAAAUGAACAAUUCAAGAUUUUAAAUUAGUCAAGUGAAUUUGAAUUUGCCCGGGAUAAAUCAACAUUGUAUAUAAAGAUAUUGCUCACUAUCUAUAAUGAUGUUUAAGCUGUUUUAGGCUUUAGUUUGAGCAACAAAUCAUGAUGACCAUUUAAAAUCUUGUUUCCAUUUUUUGUGUAAUUUUUGUAAAAUGGAUGGCUUUAUUUGAAUUUUGAACACGGAUUAUAUUGGUUUGGUCAUUUAUCAGACUCUCAAUCUACCAAGGAAUCAGUUUCAUAAGCAUGAUUGUUGGAUGAAUGAGUAUUUUAAGGCUUAAUGAAGGUUUGAUCCUUAUUCACGAGAACUCACUAAGGCGAGCACCAGAUAGAGCUGAUUGAAAGUUACUGAUAAAGCAUAGAUAAUUACCUAGAGACUCUUAUUGUUGAUUAUGGUUGAAUAUUAAGGCUGGUUUCUGGUUCAUUAAAAACCAAAUACACAUUGAAAAUAGUUGUGAAACAUACAAAAGUUAACCAGAUGAGGAGAAAAAUAACGAAAAACUUGACGUAAUAUUUGUCGCUGCUUUUACCAUUAAGAUUACUGAUGAAACAACUAAUUGGUUCCUUGGGAAUCAUACAAAUUUUGCUAUUCAUCUGAAUCUUCCCUGUGAAUAACCGUUUUCAUUUGACAUCUUUUUCAACACUAUCUUUUAUCCAUCAUAAUCUUCCUACAGAUCAUUAACCUUGCCCCUGUUGCUGUUAUUUCCUUGUUGAUAUUUCACUGAUAUUUAUGCCAAGAUUUAAUUUUGUUUCCUCCGUGCUUAUACACUUUGUAAAUUAGUUGUUGGAAUCAGUUUAUUUGUGCCAAACACCAUCUCACCGAUUUUACCAUCAGUUGUAAGAGUCAUCAAAGUUGAACAUAAACAAUGGACCAGGAAAAUAAUUUGGAUAACAGCUCAUUACCAUCUUCAUCAUCUGCAGUUUCAUCUCCAUCAUCACCAUCUUCAUUAAAUUCAAAUGAGCUUGUUCGUGAUCGAAGCUCAAGUGAAUCCUCAAUUGGCUCAAAUGAUUCAAUCUUACUUGGUUUACCCGUUAAAUUUGCAAAUACACCAAGAUCAAGGGCUGUUCGAACCUCUAUUGACUUAUCUUCAAUGAACCUGGACGCUGAGACAAUUAAUCAAAAUCUUGAUCAUUUUAUAAGCCCUGGUUUUGCUAAUGACAAUAUUGGGAACGAUGUUGACGCAGAAAUUGACUUUAAUGGUGAAAACAGUCUCGCUUGUUCUGUUAACGAUAAUGAUUGUAAUAAUCAUUGUCUUGAUGAACCAACCAAACGAUCUAUUACAAGUCUUAAUUUGAGCAACAAUCGACUAACCUAUUUACCCUCAAGCCUAUCCUCUUUUGUAAGCCUUACAACUCUAGAUAUCAGUGAAAAUGGACUGGACUCCCUUAAGCCAAUGGUUUACUUACCUUGCCUAACGGUUCUGAUUGCCUGUAACAAUAAACUGACCGAGAUUUCAUUGUCCAAAGCUGAUCCAAGUAAAUACAUGCCCAACAUCAAAGUGUUAAGUCUUUCGGGUAAUCAAUUUCGAAGCAUACCUGAAACCAUUUUAGACUGUGUUCAACUACGUUCCCUCUACCUUGGAGCAAAUUUAAUUGAAAGCAUACCAAAAGCAAUUGCCAAACUAACCAAACUUCGAUACCUUUACCUUGGAGGUAAUCAGUUGACCACAAUACCAGAAGAGGUUGGCCUACUCAGUAAACUUGAAGCAUUAUCUCUCUGUGAGAACAAAAUUUCAUCUCUUCCUUCAUCCAUUGCUCAACUGUCCAACCUGCGAUCAUUAGCACUUCACAUGAACCUAUUGACAACUUUACCCACCGAGAUUAUUAGGUUAGAAAGCUUGACUGAGUUGAGCCUUCGUAAUAAUCCUCUGGUGGUUAGAUUCAUCAAUGACUAUCUUUACAAUCCACCAAGUUUACUUGAAUUGGCUGGUCGAUGUAUUAAAAUUAACCGAAUCAAUUAUCCAGCUUACAUGAUUCCUCAACCUCUUCAUCGUUACCUUCAAACAGCUCAACAUUGUGUUAACCCUCAAUGUCAAGGUGUUUACUUUGAUUCUCGCAUUGAACAAAUUAAAUUUGUGGACUUUUGUGGUUCCUAUCGUUUACCUUUACUUCAAUACUUGUGUUCCCCUAAAUGCAGCAAAUCAAAUUCCCAGAGUGACAAUUGUUCAAAUUUUGAAAUGGCUGUUCCAGAAAAUAAAAUGAAACGCGUCUUAUUGGGCUGAUUGAAGAAAGCGAUCAAACGCAGCUUUAAUCAAGAUUUAUCUCAAACAACUUGUCAAAAUAUAUAAAAUUUGGAACAAUGAAUUAUGGAAACUCAAGUGGUUCAAUAUACACUUGAAACUAAUCUUCUUUACAAGCAAAGUGAACUUCAAUGUUGUUGUUGUUUUUUUAAUAUCAAUUUCAAUAUCACAACAAUGUUGCCCUUUUUGUAAACUUAAAGUUUUACAUUGACCAUCAUUUUCAUCUUUUCAUUUAGAUAUUGUUAUACCUUGAAACAUCACUCAAUCCAUAAUAUUAUGCAAAGAUAGUAAGGUGAAAAUGAAUAAGAUGAAGAAGGAGGCAAAAACAGAGAACUUGAAAAUUGUAAAAUAGUGAAAUAGCUUUUCAAGUUUCAUCCUUUUGCUGAAGAUCAAGUCUAUUGAUGAUACAGAAAAAAAAGGUGAAAAAUGAUCUGUAAAAUAGCAAACUUUGGUUCGCUUUUUUUGCAGCUUUUCAAUUGAAAUUACAUUUUGCCUUUUCUUUUUCCUCUUUAUACAUAUAUUACACAUUCAUCCAUCUUGCUUUCAUAGUCUUUCCUGAAUAACUUAAAAAACACUUUUUCAAUGUUGUAAAGAAGACUGAAAGAUGAGGAAAGAAACAGUUUAGCUAAACGUUUCGGAAAAGCAUGAUGGAAAUGAUGAGAAUGAUGAUGAUUGAAUCAAUAAAGUCAAUGGAGUUGCCUUUAUCCACAGUCAACUUCAUAUUGUUUAUCAUCUUCUUGCAUCUUCCCAAGCUUCUUGUUGUGCUUCCUUCUUGACUUAAUAAAUUGCUGUCAAAUUGUAAAAGGUUGUGAAGGGUUAAUGGUUUGUGCAAUGAGAAGGACAGUUAAAUGUACAAUCUAAUGUUAAACUAUUAAGCCAUCAAAGGGAAUCAAAGUGAAAUACUGAAUUGUGAUUAUGGUGAUUAUGAUGAGGAUAAAGGAUGAAAACAGCUUUCAAAUUCAAAGUUAAAUUACAACCAACACAAGAUACAAGUAAAGAUUCAAGUGAAAGGAUUUAAAGGCAAGGAUUCAAGUCCAAGAAAUUGAAAUCAUUUGACCAUGGAUGAUUAACGAAUCAGAAAGAAACAAUCAAAGAUGGUGAUGAUGUCGAUAAUCAAGACCAUGACGUUGAUAAUGAAAAUGGGUCCCAAAAAAAGGACAAUUACAAUGGACAAGCAAAAUGGACAGCCAGACAAGAGCACAAUUUAUCCAAUCUUUUUCAAUUUUUACUAAUGUUUGCUAAUAUCGCUAGACAGGCUUGAAAACUCUGUAAAUUGCUCAAUGGCACAAUUGGUACUCAUUUAUUUUACAUGAGGCAACCUUCAAUCCUUGUUCCUCGUCAUGAUUGUAAUCAUUUAUAUUGUUGGUGGUUUUGUUUUACUCCACUUGUUCCUGUUUCUUGUAUAUUUAAUAUUCAAUCUCGUAAUUUUGAGAUACACAGAAACUGGAAAGAUAAAGAUAGCUGUUCGAUCACGAUCAUCUUCAUCAUCAAACAGGAAUCAUUUUGUUUCUCUUGCAUUAUCUCACCUCUCACGCUUGAUCAUAAUUAUCAUUAUAACUAUCACUAUUAUUAUUUUUUGAGUUAGGUUUUGAUUAUCAAUCAUUAAAGGUAGUAACAAAAAUA
This is a messenger RNA of Tetranychus urticae (two-spotted spider mite), 3981 nucleotides long. The record is from RefSeq and is a predicted model, not a curated record. NCBI's taxonomy places the organism in Eukaryota, Metazoa, Arthropoda, Arachnida, Trombidiformes, Tetranychidae.